CCGUCUCUUUCGCACAAUCGUGUUGUUCACUUGCUACAAAAACCACUUUACGCCUUUGGACGUAUAGUAUUUGAUCGCGAGACUUCGUGCAUUUACCGUGCGCCGUAAUUAUAAUCAACAAUCGACAAAGUGUGGUUAUAACUUGUGUUUAAACAAAAUUUGCAGUGAUGGCACCCAUAGGCUUGCUGUGUUGUAGCCGUAAGAGCAAGUCGGUUGCUCCUAUAGACAAUACCCCUGAAGAUGGAAAUUUCGACUAUGAUUUGGCGGUUAUUGGUGGUGGUUCGGGAGGUCUUGCUUGUGCAAAGGAGGCCGUGAACCUGGGCGCGAAGGUAGCAGUGUUAGACUAUGUGACACCCUCGCCGCAGGGCACCAAGUGGGGACUUGGUGGCACCUGUGUCAAUGUAGGCUGCAUACCCAAGAAACUGAUGCACCAGGCAGCACUGCUGGGAGAAAGCAUUCAUGAAGCCGUGUCUUACGGGUGGGAGGUACCCAGCCACGAAAACAUCAAAAUCAACUGGGGAUCACUCACAGAAUCUGUACAGAACCACAUUAAAUCCGUGAACUGGGUAACCAGGGUUGACCUUAGGGAUAAGAAAAUCGAAUAUAUCAAUGGUUUGGGAGAGUUCAAAGAUGCGCACACGAUUAUUGCCACAAUGAAGAAUGGGUCGAAGAAGGAGCUGACGGCGAAGAACAUAGUGAUCGCUGUGGGCGGGCGACCACAGUACCCUGACAUUCCUGGCGCCAUGGAGUACUGCAUCAGCAGCGAUGACAUCUUCAGUCUCAGCCACCCACCCGGCAAGACGCUGGUCGUAGGCGCUGGAUACAUUGGUUUGGAAUGCGCGGGUUUCUUGAACUCAAUGGGCUACCCGGCGACGGUGCUGGUGCGCUCGGUGCCGCUGCGUGGCUUCGACCAACAGAUGGCGCGCAUGGUCACCAACGAGAUGGAGGAGAGGGGCGUCAAGUUUGAGCAUAAGUGUGUCCCGCUCUCGGUGGAGAAACUCGAGUCCGGACAGCUCAAGGCUCGCUGGCUGAACACAGAGCUGCAGGAACAACACGAGGAUGUAUUCGACACAGUAUUGCUCGCCACCGGACGAUAUGCUCUCACCAAACAACUUAACCUGGACGCCGCCGGAGUUAGCUGCGUGUCAUCGAACGGUAAAAUAGCAGCGGAGACUGAGCAGACGAACGUGGCGAACAUCUACGCGGUGGGCGACGUGCUGGAGGGCCGGCCCGAGCUGACGCCGGUGGCCAUCCACGCCGGCCGCCUGCUGGCGCGCCGCAUGUUCGCCGCCGCCGCGCAGCACAUGGACUACGACAACGUCGCCACCACCGUCUUCACGCCGCUCGAGUACGGCUGCGUCGGACUCAGCGAGGAAGCCGCUACCGCCAGAUACGGAGCAGACAACCUGGAGAUAUACCACGCUUACUACAAGCCGACGGAGUUCUUCAUCCCGCAGCGUAACAUCAAGAACUGCUACCUGAAAGCGGUGGCGUUGCGCGAGGCGCCGCAGAAGAUCCUCGGCCUUCACUUCGUCGGGCCCGUCGCUGGAGAGGUCAUACAGGGAUUCGCCGCCGCUAUCAAAUGCGGCAUUACAAUGGAGCAGCUGAUAGGCACGGUGGGCAUCCACCCGACGGUGGCGGAGGAGUUCACGCGCCUCAACAUCACGAAGCGCUCCGGCCGCGACCCCAACCCCGCGUCCUGCUGCAGCUAGGCAGCGACAUCUCGCACCACUCUACUAGAUCACUUCUUUCCUAACUAUUAUUGUUAACAUAAUUGGCUGGAGACCGGAGCAGAAUAUUAACUAUUUGUCUUCUGGUAUACGAGACACAAUACAAAAUACAUUGCGUUUCACGUUCUAGCACACAAUGGGUUAAUGGGUUUCAUCUAAAUCAAACGACAGCUACUCGUUGAUCGAGUGAGCAAACGGUAUUAAAGAACAACUCAGUUUUCAAAAUUGUCAAUAGUAGCACAAUCUGGUAUUGUCUGCUAACACCUUCAAGGAAUAAAAUAGAUACUGCUUCUUAACUCUCCAUUGAUAUUGUUAAUAAUGAUACGUUCCUUGUUAUAAUUGAUCCCCUCAGGAUAUUGACAAGAAGAAACAGUUUCGAUUAUCUUAACAAAGAAUUUAGCAUUUAUUGAUUUGUUUGUAAUUACAGUGUGGAGGGGUAACAUGUAUUGGUUGAGGAAUCAUAAUUAUAUUACACUCGUCGCUUACUGUUACAGAGAUCUUUAUAGCUUGUUGGUCACUGUCACCCCCCCCCCCCCUUCGUCGCCUUAAAUUAUAACUUAUGUAUUAACAUUUCAAGUGAUCAAUCUCUUUGUGAUAGGACAUACAAUGUCGAGUAACCAACGUUUCGGUGCUUAACCUCUACUUCUAUCCAAUUACUUUCAACGUUUAUAGUACAAAUUCUUGGAACAUUAUGAAUUGUUAUUGUCUCAAAAUAUGUAGGAACAAAUGUAUUAAAAUAAAACAUUGUUACUAUGAUGGAAAUAAAAUGGUACAGUAUUAUUGUUAUUCUCAGUUGUACUCCACAGUCACAUGUCGAUAUUAUACAACAUUCCUUCGCUCGCAGUAACAGAAAUCAGGUUUCAUACAUUAUGUAAUUUAAUUUAUGUGAUUUUGAACUUAAAUAAAGUGAUAUAUUUUUAAUGAAAACUA
This is a messenger RNA of Spodoptera litura, 2660 nucleotides long. RefSeq names its product Thioredoxin reductase 1 (gene Trxr1). Gene Ontology annotation, molecular function: flavin adenine dinucleotide binding; glutathione-disulfide reductase (NADPH) activity; thioredoxin-disulfide reductase (NADPH) activity. NCBI's taxonomy places the organism in Eukaryota, Metazoa, Arthropoda, Insecta, Lepidoptera, Noctuidae. The record is from RefSeq and is a predicted model, not a curated record. Gene Ontology annotation, biological process: glutathione metabolic process; cellular response to oxidative stress; cell redox homeostasis. Gene Ontology annotation, cellular component: mitochondrion; cytosol.